GUCCUAUCAUCAGCAUUAUAGACCGACGACGUUGUUACGUACCUAGUUAAGGUACCAAUGCCACCAACAUGGCGACAACGAGCUCCACAGCAUCGUCCGAGCCACCGUCACCGACGGAACUCACAGUGAGUGCGAGUGCAGUCACCGCUACAGCGUCGACGACGUCUGUUGCCCCGGAUGCUCAGACGACGACGACCACGACCGAGAACCAGUUCCGCAUACCCAGCUAUGCCUCCUUCCCACCCUUCUACACACUCCAGCCCAAUUUGACGACACGCGCACGCCAGCUCGAGCUGUGGGCCACCCUGAUCACGGGAUAUUGUGCGCACCACCGUCUCUUCCGCCUGUCGCUCUCAUCGCCGCCGGCCGAUCUCUUCCACAACUCGACCAUUGCACGCAGCCUCAAGACCGCCGAUAUUCGCGCUGUCCUCGACUACAUGAGCCAACCUGCCAACGGGCCGGCCGCAGAGUGGAUUCCCCCAACCGCGCGUGGUGAGACUAGCACGACCUGCUACAUCUACUGGAAGACGCCGGCCGAGUGGGCCGAUCUGAUAUACUCCUUCGUCGAAGACACUGGCCAAAAGGGCGCUGUCUUGACUGUCUACGAGCUGCGGGAAGGCGAAGCAAGUCUAGGCAAAGAGUGGAGAGACAUAGACGAGGCCCUCCUGCGAAAGGUGCUGAACGUGCUGGUGAAACGGGGCAAAGCGCAGAUCUUUGGGCAGGAAGAGAGUGCGGGCGUGAAGUUCUUUUGAGUUAAUCACAUGGCAGAACUUCCUGUCAGGGAAAACAGAGGUGAUCAUGGACCUAGUGGGAAGCGGCGAAGCAGGAAGUCAAGUACGGACGAAACUGCCAAACCCAGGCCUAAGCGUUCUCGUGUAGCUCCCACAUCCAGCAAUGAUGCCGAUCAGCACGAUGGGGCGCAGAAUUUGGAUGGAAGAUCGGGCAAGCUACGAGCGACCGUAUAUGAUGCGGUUGCCGGCAGGGUGGGCUACGAAGGCUUACUGCUUGAUAAAGGAGGCAAUCCACUGCCCCCGGACCAAGUCCUGUACAACAAAGCGGAUGCACCUAUUCGAUUCGCAGAGAACGAUGACUACUUCGCGCACCGUUGCCUACCUCCUGAUCAGCGACUGCCGGACUCGGAUUUGCUCAAAGCCAUUCAUGCGUAUGCAUCCGAUUUCUAUGACUCGGGAGCCCUAGGACAAACUCGAAAUGACUUCCGCAGCCUCGAUGAGACUGCGCUUAUAGCGAUGGGUAUCCUGAUUGAGGAAGCUGUCGCUGCAUCUCUCGGCAGCACAGGCGAUUUGGCCUUCGUGGAAGACGCAAAGCACGAAAGCAUCCCUUGAGCUUCCAUCUUCUUUGCUGAAAUGCAGUGAAGGCCUUUUUUCCACAGGGACUCUGAGUCCGCUGACUCUCCAAAUCUACGAGCAACGCUGCAUCAAACGAAUGUCUGCAUGAUGCAAGAUUCUUCGUAGUCACAACAUUUCAUUGCGCCUGAUGCAUUCAAAGGUCUGCAUGCAGAAGGGGAGUCACAGGGCACAUUGGUGGACCAAAUAAGCUGAAUUGCGCUUACAUCCACGUCUGUUGUGGCAUGACGGUAGAGAAUGCCGUAAAACGAGAGGGAGUCGUAGAUCCGCUAGGCUCAAGCGUGAGCAGUAAGUAGGUUGUAGAGUCGUUGCUCAAGCAUUGUCAGUAAUUCCAGCUGGGAGACAUAUGAGUUGGUACUCGAUUCAAAUAGCAUGCAUUUUAC
This is a messenger RNA of Sphaerulina musiva SO2202, 1747 nucleotides long. RefSeq names its product ESCRT-II-domain-containing protein. Lineage: Eukaryota; Fungi; Ascomycota; Dothideomycetes; Mycosphaerellales; Mycosphaerellaceae. Gene Ontology annotation, biological process: protein transport to vacuole involved in ubiquitin-dependent protein catabolic process via the multivesicular body sorting pathway. The transcript has a single exon. Gene Ontology annotation, molecular function: structural molecule activity; protein homodimerization activity. Gene Ontology annotation, cellular component: ESCRT II complex. Bases 69 to 752 code for a protein of 227 amino acids. The record is from RefSeq and is a predicted model, not a curated record.